CUCCUCCCCGAGGUGCCGGUGGCGCGGCCGCCACUCCCUCCCGCCCUCCCUCAGCUGCGCGCAUCUCAUACCAGCCCUCAUUCCGCACAUUCCAGGCUUCCUCCUUUCAAACUUGAGGCUAGGGGGCGGGGAGAGCCCGCAGCUCCCCCGGCUCCCGCCGCCCGGCAGCCGCGUCCCCCAGAGCCGAGGCAGGAAGAGUUGGCGCUCGGGGCGGGCUCCUUGGAACUGACUUAGCGCACCCACCUCACCUUCCCGCACCCUGGGACCGGUCCAACGGGCGCUCCUCCAAGCGGAGCCUUGGAGGGCAAGGCCGGCACCAUUACCUCCAACGAGUGGAGCUCUCCUAACUCCCCUGAGGGGAGCAACGUCUCUGGGGGCAGUCAGGCAUUGGACAAGCCCAUUGACAAUGAUGCAGAGGGCGUGUGGAGCCCGGAUAUUGAGCAGAGCUUCCAGGAGGCCCUGGCCAUCUACCCGCCCUGUGGCCGGCGCAAAAUCAUCCUGUCGGAUGAGGGCAAGAUGUACGGUCGGAACGAGCUGAUUGCCCGCUACAUCAAGCUCCGGACAGGGAAGACCCGCACCAGGAAGCAGGUCUCCAGCCACAUCCAGGUGCUGGCUCGUCGCAAAGCCCGAGAGAUCCAGGCCAAGCUAAAGGAUCAGGCAGCUAAGGACAAGGCCCUGCAGAGCAUGGCUACCAUGUCGUCCGCCCAGAUCAUCUCCGCCACAGCCUUCCACAGUAAAAUGGCCCUUGCCCGGGGCCCAGGCUACCCAGCAGUCUCAGGGUUUUGGCAAGGAGCUUUGCCAGGCCAAGCCGGAACAUCCCAUGAUGUGAAACCUUUCUCUCAACAAACCUACACUGUCCAGCCUCCGCUGCCUCUACCAGGGUUCGAGUCUCCUGCAGGGUCUGCCCCCUCGCCCUCGGCACCCCCUGCACCUCCGUGGCAGGGCCGCAGCGUCGCCAGCUCCAAGCUCUGGAUGUUGGAGUUUUCUGCCUUCCUGGAGCAGCAGCAAGACCCUGACACGUACAACAAACACUUGUUUGUGCACAUUGGCCAGUCAAGCCCAAGCUACAAUGACCCCUACCUCGAAGCUGUGGACAUCCGCCAGAUCUAUGACAAAUUUCCAGAAAAAAAGGGUGGACUCAAGGAGCUCUUUGAGCGGGGACCUUCCAAUGCCUUUUUUCUCGUGAAGUUCUGGGCAGACCUCAACACCAACAUUGAGGAUGAAGGCAGCUCUUUCUACGGGGUUUCCAGCCAGUACGAGAGUCCCGAGAACAUGAUAAUCACCUGUUCCACCAAGGUCUGCUCUUUUGGCAAGCAAGUGGUGGAGAAAGUUGAGACAGAGUAUGCCCGCUAUGAGAAUGGCCACUACUCGUACCGCAUCCACCGGUCCCCACUCUGCGAGUACAUGAUCAACUUCAUCCACAAGCUGAAGCACCUGCCAGAGAAGUACAUGAUGAACAGCGUGCUGGAGAACUUUACCAUCCUCCAGGUGGUCACCAACAGAGACACGCAGGAGACCUUGCUGUGCAUUGCCUACGUCUUCGAGGUGUCAGCCAGUGAGCACGGGGCUCAGCACCAUAUCUACCGGCUGGUGAAGGAAUAGACACCCGGGUGGUAGGGAGGGGAGAGACAUGUGUGCAGGAAAUGGGGACAUGGGGAGGGGACCUGCAGGGGCAGCCUCCUGAAAUGUCGAGAGAGUUGAGAGGCAAGGUCAUGACUCUUCCUACCGAGGAACAGACUGUUCCUGAACCUGCAAUGCCCCUUCCCAAAUAAACCCAACAUGUUGUGUAUUUUCAGAAGACCUGGUCUGGCUGUAUGAGCCUUGGGAGGGACUGGGGAGACAUGUCAGGUAGAAGAGUGGGGCAUUCGGGAGGCAGCCUGGACGCAAUGCCCCAGAGCUGCCUCCCGGGCAGUUCUGAAGCCAACGCCCCAAUGGGCUCAGCCAGGAACAUUGGCACCAACACUGAAGCUCAAGAUGUGAUGGUUCCCCCGCUGCUGCUACUCCAGCCCCUGGCCACCCUGGGAGGCCUGAGGAUGGCACGUGGACUCUUUUUUCUGUUCAUCCUGUAUAUGCACCCACAACUACUUGUACAUGAAGGCAUCUGCACACCUGGUCCCUUCUGCUGCCAUGCCCCAGGACUGCUAACACAGAAGGCCCAAUCCAGCCUGAGGGUUGGGUUUUAGGUGUGGAGGUGACAGGUUGUUGUGAAUGGUAGAAGGGGACACAGUCAGAGCUCUUUAGUUUUGAUCCAUUUCCAAUGGGUGUGGAUUUCACAGACAACAUCCUCCCUGAUGGUGGCCAUGCUGGCUUGUUGGGGGAUUGGUCCUGGCCAGAGGAGCCCAAGGCAGGAUAGAAGGGGUGACAGUGCUGAAGCCAGGCCAGGGCAGCAUCACACAGCAUCCUUGUUGGUGAUGAAGGCCAAGAACAUUUAUCAGAGGUGUGUG
Trichechus manatus latirostris (Florida manatee) is the source of this 2444-nucleotide messenger RNA. It is a transcript of the gene TEAD4, whose product is annotated as TEA domain transcription factor 4. The record is from RefSeq and is a predicted model, not a curated record. NCBI's taxonomy places the organism in Eukaryota, Metazoa, Chordata, Mammalia, Sirenia, Trichechidae. Gene Ontology annotation, cellular component: transcription regulator complex. Gene Ontology annotation, molecular function: RNA polymerase II cis-regulatory region sequence-specific DNA binding; DNA-binding transcription factor activity, RNA polymerase II-specific. Gene Ontology annotation, biological process: hippo signaling; regulation of transcription by RNA polymerase II; embryonic organ development. The coding region runs from base 517 to 1602 and encodes 361 amino acids. The transcript has 13 exons.